Messenger RNA from Mauremys mutica (yellowpond turtle), 1375 nucleotides. It is a transcript of the gene CFAP161, whose product is annotated as cilia and flagella associated protein 161. The record is from RefSeq and is a predicted model, not a curated record. Bases 152 to 1066 code for a protein of 304 amino acids. NCBI's taxonomy places the organism in Eukaryota, Metazoa, Chordata, Testudines, Geoemydidae. Gene Ontology annotation, cellular component: motile cilium. The transcript has 7 exons. Gene Ontology annotation, biological process: cilium assembly.
ACCAUCCAAUCCCCAGCUAAAACCGUUCCCUUGGCAACCAGUAAACUCUCCGCGGCCUAGCGAGCGCGGGCGCUGGGAGAAGCCUGCCUGGAGCCGACUCCUCUAUUGAGACACCCCCCCAAACGGAGCCCCACCCCGACCUUCCCCCAGCAUGAACGGCCGGGCUAGCUUGAGCGGCAAGCCCUACAGCGCGGGGGUGCGCCUCGCCAACUGGAACGAGGACACGUACUUAGAGGAGGACCUCUUGAAAGAUUUUUUGUAUAAAAGAGAAAAAGGAGAACUUCUGAUACAGAAAUCAAAGAGACUUAAAAAUAAUCUUUUAAAGCAGAUGCAACUAUCAGUUUCGAAAGAUGGAUUUGUUCACUUUGGAGACACUGUGAUGCUUUUGAGCCCUGAAAACAAUAAAUCACCUAUGGAGAAUUACCCUGCAGUGCCUGGCAAUCUAACUUUGGCUGUUACUCCAGAUGAUAUAACAGUACAUUUAUCUGAGUCAUUGCAAGUCCCCUGUGGAGUGAGUGCAGUGAAAAGUGUGAACCCUGUUGGUCGAAAUGCAUUUCGUAUCCUAAGUGUUGAAGGAAAUUCUAUGGGUGAACCCAUUAGAUUUGGGCAGAAUUUUGGUCUUGGGGCAACCGGCGGUUUUACCGAUCAAAUGUUAUAUCUUGCAAGUGACCAUAAAUCAUUUAUGAGAUUUGCUAAAAAAUCAUACCUUCAGCAAGUGUUUUUGACAGAUGAGCUCUCCUAUCUGACUUGCUGGCAAGCUACCUUUUUGGAUCCACAGCUGCGUCUUGAAUAUGAAGGAUUUCCAGUUCCUGCAAACACUAAAGUCCUUAUCACUCAUUGCCAUACAAAUCGGGGUUUAGCAGUUCCUAGGAACUAUUGGAUAAGGUCAUACUUUGGAAAGGAAUAUGAAGUCAUCUGUCACACCUAUCUGGAUUCCCAUAAAGCUGAAGAAGAUAAGAAUUACUGGAUAAUAGUAACUGCGAAUCCCAGUGAUGAUGGAAAUACUAUGUUUGACAGACCUAAGCCUCCCUCAGAGGAGACCAGAGAGAGAGAGAGAGAAGAAUGAACUUUAUGCAGGAACAUAGAAUGUAAUAGUCCAAGGUCAAAAACUUUCAUUUUAUUUAUGCUUUUACAAAAUGAAAAUUCUAAUUUUGAUGAUGAUAAUUAGAGCUUUGAGUGCACUUCACACUUUCUCUAUUCACAUUUAUUUUUAAUCCUAGAUUCAUUUAUUUUAUAAGUAGUUAUGAAAAUCUGCCACUAAUUACACUGGGAAACCUCAUUGAAGUCAGUGGGGUUUCACUUAAAUGUAACUGAGGACAGAAUUUGGUCAAUAAAAUUGGUGAUCCAUGUACAAGCUCAGCUCUAGGAGUUUUCU